AUGGGAAUGUUUGCAUCGACCACUCGCAGACAUCACGCUUCUCUGACCAGUGUUCUUUGCUUGCUGGUCUUGACAGUUCCUCUUUUUGCGCAGACAACGCCGCAACGUCAAAUUGUGUCAGAACUCUCGCUCUGCGUGGAGGUGGCUGGAGCGAGCCAAGACGACGGGGCCUCCAUAUUUCAAGGGGAUUGUAAUGACGGAAACAAGCAUCAAGUCUUCGACUUCAUUCCUGCUCCCGGUACAGACAGCGGUUUUCAUCGAAUUCGAGCCUCGCACUCCAACAAGUGCCUUGGCGUGGCUGAUGGGGCUUUAGCACCUGGAGCUGAGGUAGUGCAACUGUCUUGUGUCGACAACAAUCCCAGUACGCUGUGGAAACAACGUGAUGGGGCAUUGAUCUUGCAACACUCUGGUUAUUGUUUGAGCGUCGAUGUCAGUUCGCGUUCCACAUCAGGGGCCUUUAUGGUGCAAUGGUUUUGCGACAGUCCCAGCGUCAAGUGGCAAGUUAAGAGUGUGUCCGAGCAACAUGACGGACUACAGCAACUUUCUAAACGCGGCAAUUCUGUGGGAAAGUCUCAAUCCGGAUUCUAUCUCAGUACGGGAACGCCCCACGACAACCAGUUUCUUACAAAGGGUAUACAAGCCCGAAUGCUAGCGGAUGUACCUACGGCUUCGCCAAAGCUCAGCACCGAGCCCAGGAUUGCGCGAGCAAUAGAUGUCUCCACCAUUGUAUCAGAGGGAUUGAGUGGUCUCUGCGUUGAUAUAAUUGACGGCAGUGAAAUGGAUGGUGCUCAGGCUAUCCAGGCGUCUUGCAACGGAGGUGCCAGUCAGGAAUAUCAAUUCUUGAUUGUUGGGGAGGGUCAGUUUCAAGUUGUGGCCUCUCAUUCACAAAAGUGUUUGGGUGUCGCCGACUUCGAUGUGACUGAGAGCGCCAAUAUCAUUCAACUACCGUGUACAAACAACACCCUUUGGUACGUUGUUGGCGAUAGCGCAUACCUGCAACUUCGCGUUCUCCACAGUGCCAAAUGCUUGAGUAUUUUCGGAGCUUCGAUUGCUUCGGGUGCGAAGCUUGUUCAGAAAGCCUGCAAUGAAGGCCUCGAUCAGCGCUGGAGUGUCGCUGACGGCUUGUUUGUAGUGGAGACGCUGAAGCCUUCAACGUCAGCAGCUCCAAGCCCGAGUCCCAGUGUGAGCUUUGAGCCAACGAGAGCGGGAGCGGGAAAGGGCCCCCCUGCUCCGACAAUUCAACCAAUUGACGUUCCAAGUAGUAUGCCUGCCUUACGCGGAUCCAGGUCACCCUCGCGGCGACCUUCGCAAGCCGUAGGUGUUUCACCGGGGCCACCGCUGUUCUAUCUCAAUACUGGAACUGAUCAAGACCUUGAAUAUAUCUCUGGUGGUGCCGUUGCUCCUGGCUUUGUACCGAGUUCAAGUGCAGAACCUACCGUAGCUCCGGAGCCAAAUCCGUGGGAAGGUGAGUACGCCAUGUCUCUGGUAGCUGUAGCUGCUGCAAAUCUGGACGACGGAAGAAUUCUGGCUUGGUCCGCGUGGAGUAGGACCGACUAUGCCCGUAGUGUCGGAAAAACUUUCAUUUCCAUUUUCGAUCCUUCCACCAAUGAGAGUACUGAGGGAGAAAUCACAAACACGAAUCACGAUAUGUUUUGCCCCGGGACUGCUACGUUAGGCGACGGUCGAAUUAUGAUUACCGGAGGGUCUAGUGCAGCGUCCGUUACAUUUUUCGACCCCUCCGCUAAUAACUGGUACAGAGGACCACCUAUGAAUAUUCCUCGGGGCUACCAUUCGAUGACUGUGCUAGGGGAUGGAUCGGUCUUUACUCUCGGAGGGUCAUGGAGUGGUGGACGAAGGGGCAACAGGGGAGGCGAGGUAUGGAGUCCAAGCGGUGGGUGGGUUUUGAAGACUAACAUUCUCAUUCCCGGAAGCUCCACCUUGCUAACAAACGACCGUGGUGGUAUCUUUCGGUCGGACAACCACAUGUGGCUCUUCACUGCUCCCAACGGUAAAGUAUUUCAUGCCGGACCGUCGCAAAGAAUGCACUGGAUCGAUAUUGCUGGCGAAGGAGAAAUAUCCGACUCUCUUCUCCGUGGCAACGACAACGACGCUAUGAACGGCAAUGCGGUCAUGUUUGAUAUUGGCAAAAUUUUCACCGUCGGAGGCGCUCCCAAUUAUGAGUAUGGUGAUAACGAAGGAACAAAGCUGGCCCACGUUAUUGAUAUCAACGCUGGAGAAGGGUCUGAGACUGUUGAGAGGGUCGGUGACAUGGCCUUCGCAAGGACACUGGCUAAUAGCGUGGGUCUUCCCUCGGGAGAGGUGAUUGUUGUUGGCGGUCAAACGCGAGUAUUUCUCUUCACAGACAGAGAAGCUGUCUUUGCUGCCGAGAUUUGGAGUCCUAUCACAGGCCAGUUUACGACUUUGGCGGAAAUGAAGAUACCGCGAACCUACCACAGUGUAGCAAUAUUGAUGAAAGAUGGUCGCGUAUGGGCAGCAGGUGGCGGCCUUUGCGGAAAUUGUCCUACAAAUCAUCAAGACGCUGAGAUUCUUACACCACCCUACUUGCUCAAUGGAGAUGGUUCCCUUAAGACCCGGCCUGUCAUAGAGUCUUCACCGUCUCGGAUAGUCCCCGGUGAGACGAUUACUGUAUCGGUGGACAGGAGCGGUAGCCACAACUUUGUGCUUAUGCGGAUUUCCGCUGUUACUCACUCUGUGAACAACGACCAGCGGCGCAUACCACUCACGAUUGUAGGUGGCGACAAUAAUUCCUUUCAAUUGAUUGCUCCGGACAACUACAAUGUGACUGUACCUGGAACAUACUUCUUGUUCGCCAUGAAUGCAGAUGGUGUUCCAAGUGUUGGAAAGACGAUUGUAGUUGACGCACCAGACGGUCCGGUGCCAGAGCCGUCGCUCAUCUUUCCUAUCGAGUCUGCGGACUUUAGUGGUCUGUGCGUAAAUAUUGCCAGCAACAGCUUUGAGAAUGGGGCCCAAGCUACUCAAUGGACGUGCAAUGAGAACGCUAACCAGCAAUUUGAGUUCCAAUUUGUGGAAGGAGGGCUCUACCGUAUUGUCGCCUUCCAUUCCCAGAAAUGCUUGACUGUUACUCAAGGAUCGAUAAGUGAGGGAGAAAAUAUUGUACAAGAGCCUUGUGACGACGUUCCUCAUCAACUAUGGACCGUCACGGGAUCUGGGAGUGGCCAGGAACUCAAGGCUUCACAUUCCAACAAAUGCUUGAGCAUUUUUGAAUCCUCCAUGGCGACUGGCGCGAGGUUGGUUCAAUUGGAAUGCACUGAGGGACCCGCUCAACUCUGGCAAAUAGAUGACCGAUUGACCUUAUCGGAGGUAGAGGCCCCAUCCCCCUUUAGGCCACCGAGCUUGGCACCAAGUGUGAGCCCCGCGCCAGUUGCAGCGUUGGCAAGUCCUAGCUUGACUCCUAGUUUAUUCCCAUUUUCCCUGCCAUCGACCACCCCAAGCCGAUCACCUGCUUUCGAGCGGAGUCCUACCCCAUCAACAACACCAAGUAACUCUCCGUCGUUGCAGUUGUCAGAAGAGCCGAGCGCCUCUCCCCUUGUCGCGCAAAGUCGUAGUCCGUCUACCGUGCCGUCUUUGUCUCCAAGCUCCAGACCUGAGUCGUCCAUAAGGCCAAGCGAAGGACCUAGCUCAACACCUAGUUAUGGGCCUGUCUCCCCGCCAUCAACCACACCAAGCCGAUCGCCUGCUCGAGAGCCGAGUCGCGUUCCGUCGACCACACCGAGUUCAUCUCCAAGCGCUCUGCCAAGUACGACCCAAAUUACUACUGGUGUCCCAACUACAGCUACUCCGGGAGAAGCAUGGACGAUACAAUCCAGUGCCGCAAAUAAUAACUGGACUGCGGUGAUAUAUGGCAACGGGACAUUUGUCGCAGUUGCGGCAACCGGCAUCGGCGACCGGGUCAUGACAAGUCCCUAUGGUACCACGUGGACGAUACGAGCGAGUGCAGCAGAUAACGACUGGAACGGUCUGACGUACGGUGAUGGGAUAUUCGUCGCUGUUGCCAGCACGGGUCUUGGCAACCGGGUCAUGACCAGUCCAGACGGCAUCGCGUGGGCUAGUCGACCGAGUGCUGCGGACAAUAACUGGACUGCAGUGGCGUACGGCAAUGGAAUAUUCGUCGCGGUUGCGGCAUCUGGUAUUGGCAACCGUAUCAUGACGAGUCGUGACGGCACAACUUGGACACUCAGAGGGAACGCCGUAGACAAUGAGUGGCGAAGUGUAACGUAUGCCGAGGGGACGUUCGUCGCUGUAGCGAGUACCGGCAUUGGGAACCGAGUCAUGACGAGUCCCGAUGGCAUCCAGUGGACGAUUCAAACCAGCGCUGCAGACAAUUGGUGGUCUGCCGUCACGUACGGCGACGGGACGUUUGUUGCUGUUGCGGCAACCGGCACUGGCGACCGGGUCAUGACAAGUCCCGACGGGAUCACAUGGACGACUCAAACAAGCGCCCCAGACAUUGAUUGGCGCAGCGUGACUUAUGGGGAUGGGAUAUUCGUUGCCGUUGCGAGUACCAGUAUUGGCAACCGGGUCAUGACAAGUCCUGACGGGAUCACGUGGACGACUCAAGGCAGUGCCAACGACAAUGAUUGGCACUCCGUGACUUAUGGCAAUACAACAUUCGUUGCCGUGUCAAAAACGGGAAUCGGAAACCGGGUCAUGUCCAGUGGUUAA
Messenger RNA from Phaeodactylum tricornutum CCAP 1055/1, 4704 nucleotides. RefSeq lists its product with no specific name. The transcript is spliced from 4 exons. NCBI's taxonomy places the organism in Eukaryota, Bacillariophyta, Bacillariophyceae, Surirellales, Neidiaceae. Bases 1 to 4704 code for a protein of 1567 amino acids. The record is from RefSeq and is a predicted model, not a curated record. Gene Ontology annotation, molecular function: protein binding.